UAUAAGCAGCACAGCCCCAAGCCCCAAGCAGUAACGUGAGCCCUGCAGACAUUAGAUUUCUGUGUUGCUGUUCAUUGAUUGAGUUGUCAAGGCUUCUGGUUUGGAGCUCUGUUUUCUGCUUGAAGAAUGACGGAUAGUAACGUGGUGUACCCGUCCGUGUUUGUUGUAGACGGGAAAGCAAAUUUCCCGCUGGAGCAAAGGAGACGGCGCCAUGGCAACGCGGCGCAAUGGCUGCUCUUCAUGCUUGUGUUCCUGGCUCUCUCCGGAGUGGGAAUUCUGGGAUACUUUAUCUGGGACUUGGAGAGGAGAACAGUAGCCAUCUCUGACACAGCUUCCAGCAACACUGAGAAAAUGAUUGGGAUUCAAGAUAAAAAAGAACCGGGAAAGCCUUCCGCUCACAUCACAGGGUGUAACUGCAGUACCUCUGGCGAUGGUCCACUGCACUGGGAAGCUAAGAAUGGAGACGCCUUCACUUUCGAUAUUGACUACAAGGAUGGAGCCCUGGUUAUCAGAAAGGAGGGCCACUACUUCAUCUAUUCCAAAGUCUUUUACGGACAAAUUGAGUGCCAGGGGAAAAAACGCAUGUUCAAGCACUACGUCAAUAAGAUGACUGAAAGAUAUUCAGGAGAACUGGGGCUGAUGGAGAACAGGAAGUUCUUCUGCAGCAGCUCCCAGGAUUCCUUGUUGGGUAACAGUUUCCUGGGAGGGGUUUUCCACCUACUGGAAGGCGACCAGAUCUUCGUGAAGGUGAACGAAAAGAGUCUCAUCCGAUUGCAGGGGAGCACUGAAAAUUUCUUUGGAGCCUAUCUGAUUUAACCCCCUCCCCCUCUCUCCUCCCCCCACAGCGCUGGUACAGUACCUUCUCAUACUGACUUGCCAUGUAUUCCUCUUGUCUUUUGCUUUCUCGUUUCAAAGAGAAGCCGGUAAAGCUCUGGGCAUCAGAGGAUAUCACAGGGACCUUUGUAAGCGCCAGGCAGAAGCCUGCAAGAUCCAAUUUGACGUUAAAAAAAGGAUCAGGGCCAUUAAAGGCUCUCCUGUAAAGAUGACUGUAAUCUGAUGUUACAUCUAAGUAGGAGUGAAGGUUUUGACUGGCGAUAGUUACUGUAUGCUGUGUCUAUUCACACGUGGUAAGGAACUUAUCCCCUGUAUGCCUUGUGCCUCUUCAUGAAACUGGGAUCUUAGUCCAAAUGAGUCUAGUCGAUACGUACAUUAAGUGCACAUCCUAUAAGUUAGCAAUUAAAUGAACAUAGGGAGCUAAGCUACAAUGAAUUAUAUAAAACAGGGUUUACAUUUCAAGAUGAGGGAACACGGAGCCACUUUGAGGCUUGGAACUUGGUUUCAGGAGACUAGGUUUCAGGACACUGCGCGGCACACCAGGGGAGACUUGGGGUUUGAUACACAAUCUCAAACUAGGUCUCCUGGAGUUAGGUUUCAAGUCGCUGUUCCUGAAAAAGUGGCUUUGUUUUCCCUCAGAGUAGAAAUCAUUUCUACCUGUGUAUCCCGUAAAAUUCAGAUAAAUUUUUCUAACAUUUUGAAGAUUCUACCAAGUUGCAACCAGUGUUUAAAUCAUAUUUUAAAGCAGCUUUUGUACAGAAAAUAAUGACCUUUGGUGAACCAUCCUCCCGGGACGGCUUUCAGUCAAACUAGCUCAAAUGAAGUCAUUUUAUUUAAAUUAUAAUUAAGCCUGUUAUCCUACAAUCAUAAUUCUAUUAGCAAUUUUUCUUUUUUUCCUUCUAUUUAUUUUUUCUUUAGCAGAAUAGUUAUAUCUCUGCAUUUAGGAUCUAUUUAUCUAUACAAAAUGAACAUUGUGUGUACAGGGGUUAGCUGUUUUAAGAAAAUAGUCACGCUUUAUGACAACAAGACAACAAAAUAAUCUCAGCUGAAACUCGGUUUAAAAAAAAUUAAGAAAUAAGAACUAAACGGCAUUUACAUUGAUAACUAGAGAGGUAAUGUUCAGGGAGAUCAAAUGAUCAGAAAAGAAGGUUUUAAAAAACAUCUCUGUCCUCCGGAUAAAUGCUAGUCCACAGCACAGGGGCCACUGAGGACUGCAAUGUUUCUUCAUUCGUAACAUUGUAAUUCCUUGAACUGUUUGUUUCUGAUGGGUCCAGAUUCACUCACUUUGACAAGUAAGCUACUUAAAGUGCUCCAGUCAAUCAAAAAAAAAAAAAAUUUAAGUUUUUAAAUUGUGGCCUUUUAGUAAUGAAUCCCUUAUAUGCUUUCACUGUGCUUUAUUACACUUUGCUAUGAUUUUACUAUGGGGAACUUAUAUAAGGGAAUAGGUAGACCGACCUUCGUGCUGUACAUUUCAAACAGAUUCACUCUGGUUAGAGCUAAGCCACACAUGCCCCACAAUGAGGCUUGUCAGCUCGGUUCAUUCUCAACAAGUUCUCAAGCAAGCGGAGAUCUGGUUUUGUACUUGCCUUGAAUGUUUAAACUUGUGUAACCUGAUAUUCAGGCCAUUUAUAGUGUUGUUAUUACAUGUAUUAUUAUUAUUAUUAUUAUUAUUAUAAAUAUAUAUUUUUAUUAUUAAUAUUAUUAUUGAUAUGUUUGUAUUUUCUUUUUUUUUUAUUUAGAAACGAUACUCUUUAGCGUCUUUAUUUGAGUGAUGACAUAGAGCUCAUUUAAAAGUGUUUGCACUGAAAUGGAGUUUUUCUCAUUGGUAAUGACAUACUGAUGCUGUUACUGAUAUGAAUCAAAAUACAGGUACAUUAACAGACACAUGGUUACACUGCACUUAGUUUUGACUGGUAUUUUCUACAUGAUAAAAGCCACAGAAUUCUGUGAUAGUGAGGCUGGAACUCCACACAUUAAUAAAACACAUUAAACAAAGCUGUUUUCCAGAUCAUAUAAUUUUGUUGUAGUUAAAAAAUAUGGCAGAACUGCAGCUACAGUGUAGUUAAGUGUACCUGUGUUUUGAAGUGUAUCCUAAUGAUUAUCAGAAGAAAUCGAUUUUAUAAACAGCCCCAAAUACUAUACAGCUACAGCCAAAAGUUUAGCAUCACCCUGUAGAAUGAACACAUUGUGCUUCAUAAAGUCGAAUGAAACCUGCUGAAUAAUGUUACCUUAACAUAUUGAAUUACAUACCUCUGUGUGGUUUUCCAUAUGAUGUUAAAUAAAAUAUCUAAAUUAUACUCAUAUAUUAUUACUAUUUUAUUACUAAAAUUCUAGGUGAUGCAAAACCUUUGGCCAGAGCUGUAGAUAAUGGAGGUUUUAGUGUAAUACAAGGAACGGCAAACUACAAAGAAGUAAAAAAAAACCCUUCAAUUGCAUGUGCUGACUCUCAUAUAGAGAAUCUCUUGAGCACGGACUCAUUCAAUGUAUACUGUAGAGCGCAGCUUUGUGAAGCGAUGUGCAGUCUGAUUGUAACACAGACUGUGUGGAUACUGGCUUCUAGUUUCAAUAAAUUGUGUUUUGUAAAAUAAAGAAAUAAAGAU
Acipenser ruthenus (sterlet) is the source of this 3434-nucleotide messenger RNA. RefSeq names its product tumor necrosis factor ligand superfamily member 14-like. Gene Ontology annotation, molecular function: tumor necrosis factor receptor binding. The transcript has 4 exons. Gene Ontology annotation, cellular component: membrane. NCBI's taxonomy places the organism in Eukaryota, Metazoa, Chordata, Actinopteri, Acipenseriformes, Acipenseridae. The record is from RefSeq and is a predicted model, not a curated record. The coding region runs from base 127 to 816 and encodes 229 amino acids. Gene Ontology annotation, biological process: immune response.